Messenger RNA from Porites evermanni, 585 nucleotides. The record is from the annotation of a GenBank genome assembly. NCBI's taxonomy places the organism in Eukaryota, Metazoa, Cnidaria, Anthozoa, Scleractinia, Poritidae.
AUGUCUAACGAUACGAGUGAAGCCGCGGAAGGCUCUGACACGACAAACACGUUUGUGUCAGCGCUUAUUCUCAAUUUGGUCAUUUCAGUGGUCUGUUUAAUCAUAUUUUGUCUCUUAAGGCAGAAACAUCCAAAGAUUUACUCCCCAAGACAGCUUUUGGUGGAAAGCCCCGCUCCCGGAAAACGUUCGCAGUCCUUCUUUUCAUGGCUUUUUCCCGCGAUCUUCGUCAAGGACAAAGAGGUCUUUCAGUACGCGGGUAUCGAUGCGGUCGUCCACAUGCGGUUUUUGAAACUUUGCUUCAAAAUAUCGCUGGUGCUAUUGCCGUACGGCAUUAUAGUCCUUAUUCCCGUGAAUUAUUUUGGCGGAGAAGAUUUAGGCGGGCUCGAUAAACUAGCCCUCUCCAACAUUACGCCCAAGUCGCCAAAAGUGUGGGCUCAUGUGGUUGCCGCCUGGAUUUAUACAUUGGUGAUCUGUUACCUUUUGCACCAGGAGUGGAAAACAUUUAUCGUCUAUCGCCAGGAGUAUCUUAGCCAAGGGAGGGGCUAUCAAUAUGCUGUGCUAGUGAGAGAUUUGCCGCCAAAGGUA